GUCCCCUCCCCGAACCCAAUGGAUUUCCAAACCCCCAAAUCUCCUCCGCCCUUCCAGCCUUCUCCGACUCCCCCUACACUAUUUCAAAACAUUUCAAACACUCUCCGCCCCCUUCCUUUCAUCCCAAAAUCUAUCCCCUUCCCAUUCCGCUCUCUCUCGCCCCUGAGACGCCGGAUCGCGCGACUCCCUCCACGGCGACAGCCCGCCGCCCCCCUCCCCGCCCCGCCCGCUCGACGAGGCCGCGCCGAGCGGUGAAGAGGGUGCCGCUGCGGUCGCUCGCCCUCUCGCGAUGAGUAGCGCCGUCAAGGACCAGCUGCAACAGAUGUCGACGACGUGCGAUUCGCUCCUGCUGGAGCUCAACGUGAUUUGGGAUGAGGUCGGGGAGCCCCACUCCGCGAGGGACCGGAUGCUGCUGGAGCUCGAGCAGGAGUGUCUCGAGGUCUACAGGAGGAAGGUCGACCUUGCCAAUCGCUGCAGGGCACAGCUGCGGCAGGCCAUUGCCGAGGCAGAGGCCGAGCUUGCCGGCAUCUGCUCGGGCAUGGGUGAGCCGCCGAUACAUGUUAGACAGUCAAAUCAGAAGUUGCAUGGUUUAAGGGAGGAGUUGAACGCAAUUGUCCCAUACUUGGAGGAGAUGAGACAGAAGAAAGUAGAAAGAUGGGACCAAUUUGUUGACGUCAUGGAUCAAAUUAAGAAGGUUGCAUCUGAAAUCAGACCUGCAGAUUUUGUGCCCUUUAAAGUUCCUGUGGAUCAGUCCGAUCUGUCAUUAAGAAAGCUUGAGGAGUUAACGAAGGAGCUACAAUCCCUUCAGAAAGAGAAGAGUGAUCGGCUGAAGCAAGUGAUGGAACAUUUGAACACUUUGCAUUCCUUGUGCGAGGUGCUUGGUAUAGACUUCAAGCAAACAGUAUAUGAGGUGCAUCCUAGCCUGGGUGAGGCUGAUGGAUCAAAGAACCUGAGCAACAGUACAAUCGAGAGACUCGCAUCAGCUGUAAAUGGAUUACGUGAAAUGAAGGUCCAGAGGAUGCAAAAGCUCCAAGAUUUGGCAUCUAGCAUGCUUGAACUUUGGAAUCUCAUGGAUACACCACUUGAAGAGCAGCAGAUGUUCCAGAAUGUAACGUGCAAUAUUGCUGCUUCAGAACAUGAAAUAACUGAGCCCAACACCCUCUCCAUUGACUUCCUCAGCUAUGUGGAAUCUGAAGUAUUAAGGCUUGAACAAUUGAAAUCGAGCAAGAUGAAAGACCUCGUUCUGAAAAAGAAGACAGAACUGGAAGAGCAUAGGAGACGUGCUCAUCUGAUUGGUGAGGAAGGUUAUGCAGCUGAAUUUAGCACUGAGGCUAUUGAGGCAGGAGCUGUUGAUCCUGCGCUGGUGCUGGAACAAAUUGAGUCUCACAUUGCUUCAGUGAAAGAGGAAGCUUUUAGCCGAAAGGAUAUUCUUGAGAAGGUUGAAAGAUGGCUGAAUGCAUGUGAGGAGGAAGCGUGGUUGGAAGAUUACAACAAAGAUGACAACCGUUAUAAUGCUGGUAGGGGGGCCCAUCUGACACUCAAGAGAGCGGAGAAGGCUCGUAUUUUGGUAAACAAGAUCCCAGGAAUGGUAGAUGUUUUGACCACGAAAAUCCAUGCUUGGGAGAAAGAAAGAGAAAAGGAGUUCACAUAUGAUGGUGUCCGCCCAUUGUCAAUGCUUGAAGAGUACAUGAUCGUUCGCCAGGAGAAAGAGCUAGAGAAGAAGAGGCAAAGGGAUCAGAAGAAAAUCCAGGAUCAAAUCAAAGCUGAGCAGGAAGCACUCUACGGAUCAAAACCUAGUCCAUCAAAGCCUCAAAGUACAAAGAAGAUGCCUAGGAACUCCAUGGGUGGUGCAAACCGAAGGCUGUCUCUUGGUGGAGCCACAAUGCAGGCCCCGAAGACAGACAUACUGCAUUCGAAGACUGCUCGUGCUGCCAAGAAGACUGAAGAUUUGGGCACUCUAUCUCCUAGUAGUAGAGGCUUGGACAUUGCUGGUCUUCCCAUCAAGAAGUUAACUUUCAACGCAAGUACUCAGCGUGAGGCAGAAACACCUCGCAAGCCUUUUGCCCAGAUCAUGCCAGGAAACAGUCUCCCUUCGACGCCUGCUCAACCCAUCUCCAAUGACACCGAGGAAGAGAACAAAACCCCCAAGACAUUUGCAACGCUCAAUCCCAAAACGCCGAUGACGAUGACGGCUCCGAUGCAGGUGGCGAUGACACCUGCAGUGGCUAACAAGGUCAUAGCCACUCCUGUCUCCCUUUUCCAGGAGAAGCCAGAGCAGCCGAUGCUGCCGGAGGAGAUUGAGUACUCGUUUGAAGAGAGGCGGCUCGCCGUUUACCUUGCCAGGCAAGUGGCUUAGCUCCGUCACUUGCCCAGGGCGUCCUAAAAUCCCAGUCAUUACGUAGUUGAAGGUCGAACUGACUGCCAUUUCUCGUCAGAGGCCAAUGGUGUACUUGUCUGUUGGUCGACAAUAGUCGGCCUUUUCGCGCAUUGCCGUACUUUUCUGAUUCACAGCCAUAUUUGGUACAACCAGUAAAGGAGUUCUACACUUGUGAGCUUGUGCUCCGUGCCGCCAUUGGUUAUCCUAAGUUGUAUAGCUUCAUCCGGUUGCAUCGUCGAUGACCUGUUACUCUAAUUAUUAUUUCUGUUUACAGUCAUCCAAA
Molecule: messenger RNA, 2660 nt
Organism: Panicum virgatum (switchgrass)
Lineage: Eukaryota; Viridiplantae; Streptophyta; Magnoliopsida; Poales; Poaceae
Product: 65-kDa microtubule-associated protein 3-like
Exons: 13
Coding region: 290-2356 (688 amino acids)
Biological process (GO): microtubule cytoskeleton organization
Cellular component (GO): spindle; cytoplasm
Molecular function (GO): microtubule binding
Source: RefSeq, a predicted model, not a curated record